Molecule: messenger RNA, 977 nt
Organism: Elgaria multicarinata webbii
Lineage: Eukaryota; Metazoa; Chordata; Lepidosauria; Squamata; Anguidae
Gene: PLA2G1B
Product: phospholipase A2 group IB
Exons: 4
Coding region: 261-692 (143 amino acids)
Biological process (GO): fatty acid biosynthetic process; phospholipid metabolic process; arachidonate secretion
Molecular function (GO): signaling receptor binding; phospholipid binding; calcium ion binding
Source: RefSeq, a predicted model, not a curated record
AAAUGUCUUGUACCAUGAGAUCGAAGUGAAAAAUAGACCCCCUCUGCCUGGAAAGUCCUCGGAAAAGAAGCGGCUGGUUUUCAGAUGGCCUUGUGAGAUGUGCAGCCCCCCUUUUGACCUCCGACAAGAGAGGGAUGCUUAUAGAAAGGUAAACAUGGCUCUCUUAUCUCGGCUGUUGGUGCCAAGAAAAGGCUGGGCUAUAAAGAGGCUGAAAAAGUGUACAGCAGACAACGGCCUCGAGGACUCGAUUUGCUGACGGAAUGAACCUUCUCUUCUUCCUCUUGCUGGCCUCUGCUAAUGCUGCCAUGUCCCGGAACCUCUGGCAAUUCCGGAAGAUGAUCAAAUGCACCAUCCCAGGCAGUGACCCAUUGAAGGAUUACAACAACUAUGGCUGUUACUGUGGCUUUGGGGGCAGUGGGACCCCAGUGGAUGACCUGGACAGGUGCUGCGAGACCCACGACAACUGCUACAGUGCAGCCAAGAAGCACCCAAAAUGUAAAUUAAUCCUGGACAACCCUUACACCAAGACCUACUACUACAACUGCUCUGGCACCGAGGUCACCUGCGAAGAAAAGAAUGACGAAUGCCAGGCAUUUGUCUGUAACUGUGACCGCAGCGCUGCCAUCUGCUUUGCUGGGGCUCCGUACAACAAAGAGUACAAGAACCUGAAUACCAGCAAAUGCUGCCAGUGAAUCCUGUGUCGGCCCAGUGCAAAGGCCUUUGCACACUCUCACGUAGCAUGGUGGUUAUUCCUGGGUCAUGUGCUGGGCUCAAACAGUGUCUUGCUGUGGUUAUUGCUAUUCACUGAAUUAAGGGAGGGGGUGAUUGAGGAAAUUCUUUCUGUGCUUUUAUGGACAUUUCUUGCAAACUGCCUUGGGAGGGCAAUGCCCCCUCAAAGGCAGGUUAGACAUUAUUUUAGUGAAUAAACAAUCUCUACCUAUAAAGCUGAAAGUAUGUGUGGGAUGUAUGUCCAGAAA